CUGUGUACUGCAUACUCUAUGGUUUGGCUAUAUGGCUACAUAUUGCUCAAGUAGAAAUAUUCUAUUUUGCAAAGUCCUAAAAGAAUUUUAGCAUGAAAUACAAGCCUAAAACUUAAUGAAUGAUGGCAUAUUUCGUUUCUAACUGUAUUUCACCUUUCCGUUGUGCGAAGGUGAGCAAAAUAUACCACUGAAAAUCAUCCACGUCAGUCCGCGUGGCUCAAAAUUAACUGGUUCUUGAACGAAACGAUUUAGCCAAGGAACAAAAUUUCUGUAAGAUAUUGCACAAUCGUAAGAACUGCUCGAAAAGUUGAUGUUAAUGAGUGGCAUUUAAAUUGUGUUUUGAAGUUUCAAGCAGGAAUUGAACUGCCUCCACGUUUCUACAAACAUUUCUUCGCAACUUUAAUGGCGGUCACGUUGGCGCUGAUAUUUACCACUUACGUUCAUUGAAAAUAUGGUGAAAUAAUCACUAUUUUACAAAUAUGUCGAAUUAUUGUGGUAUCUACAAUGUGCUGCCAUUUUUCCUUAUUACUGUAUAUGGACAUGAUAUGAAAAGUUUCGAUGAUACCGUUUUGUUUAAAAUUAACUGGCCGGGGAAAUCGAAUACCGAUUUAUUGGAGACUCGACCUAAUGUAGAGCCUUACUUUAUAACAACUGCAAACAACGAACGGUAUCAGUGUUUGAUUCCUGACUUGGCCAGUCAGGAAGAGGAUCCUAAUGAGCCUUAUUAUGGAGUAAACCCUAUAGAAAUUUUAUCAUUAUUGUUUAGGCAUGGUAUUUGUACUUCUAAGGUGGAGAUAUAUUGGAAAUACGAAGUAUGUCAUGGAAAGUUUGUACGACAAUAUCACGAAGACAGAGAGGGAAAGAAAGCAAAGAUACAAGAAUAUUACUUAGGUACCUUUAACAAUGUACAAGAACUGAAACUAUUUGCAGAAUAUCAAGAAAAGUACCUAAGGCCUAAUGGGAAAGCAGACAUACCAGUCACCAAAGUUGAUGGAAUCAAUAUGCCUUAUGUGGAGAUUGAGAUGAGCGAUGGCACAAUUUGUGAUAUAAAUGGUAAACCACGGAAGGUCAAAGUUCGAUAUGUUUGUUAUCUGCAUGGUGGACACGAUUUGUACUCUAUCAAGGAGCUUAUAAGUUGUGAAUACGAGGUCAUUGUACUGUCUCCUGUGCUGUGCCAUCAUCCUCAUUAUAAACCACAAGGUACAGAAGGAAAUGAAAUCAGUUGCUUGCCGGUUGACAAUGCACCAAAGAAACCAAGAGCACUUAUUUCGAUGGAAAUGGAAAGCUUGAAGCUGCAGCAUCAAAAAGUGACGGAUGACAAGCCGCAGAAAGUCUAUGCAAUCCUCCAUGCAGAUAAGGAGGGCCAGGAUGUCAGAGUUGAGAUACAUCAGGUGGACAUGAUCGACAAGCAUAACGCUGAGGACUCUAUUAAUUCCAUAACGGAUCAAGGCAUCAGUCCGGCGGAAGCAAGUCCCGUGAAAAAUUUUCUUAGUGGUAAAAAUUGUUUACACGGGGGCAAUGGAUGGUGGAAGUACGAGUUCUGCUACGGGCGUUCCGUGGUACAAUACCAUAUAGAACGAGACGGUAGUAAAACGAUAGUGAACCUCGGCAAAUUCGACAAGCAGAAGCACCUGAACUGGAUCGCCGCGCACCCACACAAGAAGCCAAAACCACCAGAGCUGCGCAAACAGCUCACACAUUUUUAUAGCGAUGGGAAUAUUUGCGAUAAGACUGGCAAUCCCAGGCAGACUGAAGUGAAACUAAAAUGCGUCGAGGGUCACGCGGCCAGUCCAUCCAGCGUUUCCCUGUUUCUGCUUGAGCCAAAGACCUGCGAAUAUGUGUUGGGAGUCGAAUCGCCACUGAUUUGCGAUAUUUUAGAGUACGCUGAUAGCAAUGGGCUUCUAAGUGAGAAGUUCGAAGUAAAUUUCGACAAGAUGAAGACCACAGUCUACCAUGAGUACGACGACUUGGAUGAGAGGAUAGCGAAUGGGGACGAAUAGAAUAAUGCGUUAACAAUAUCAAAUUUUCGCAUCUAAUGUGACAGUACUCGGUUCUGCUGGCCACUUGUAUUUAGUUCAUUGUUUGUUGAUUUUAAUGAAUGCUAUCCAGCAAUUGUGCAACCAUACAAAUUCUUCGGUUCGGACGUUGUUUGUACAUUAUUAAGAACUGUGAUGGUUGCAAAGAUACGAAAAGGCUUUAGGAGACACAAUAAAAACCUUUUUUACGCCAA
Messenger RNA from Megalopta genalis, 2230 nucleotides. RefSeq names its product endoplasmic reticulum lectin 1. Lineage: Eukaryota; Metazoa; Arthropoda; Insecta; Hymenoptera; Halictidae. The record is from RefSeq and is a predicted model, not a curated record. Gene Ontology annotation, biological process: retrograde protein transport, ER to cytosol; ERAD pathway; endoplasmic reticulum unfolded protein response. Gene Ontology annotation, cellular component: endoplasmic reticulum lumen.